Molecule: messenger RNA, 2347 nt
Organism: Xiphophorus couchianus (Monterrey platyfish)
Lineage: Eukaryota; Metazoa; Chordata; Actinopteri; Cyprinodontiformes; Poeciliidae
Product: sodium-coupled neutral amino acid transporter 3-like
Exons: 17
Coding region: 501-1760 (419 amino acids)
Biological process (GO): L-glutamine transport; L-histidine transmembrane transport; glycine transport
Cellular component (GO): plasma membrane
Molecular function (GO): glycine transmembrane transporter activity; L-glutamine transmembrane transporter activity
Source: RefSeq, a predicted model, not a curated record
UUACUCUGUCUACUCUCACGUUUGUUCCCUCUAUCCUCCCGAACCUCUCUCCGCUCUCUCAGCUGGGCUCCAAACGGCCCAACUUUUCCACCCUGUCUGCCUAAACUGCACCACCUAUCCUUCCAAGAAGUACCACCGUGGAAUUGACCUCCUCCUGGUUCUGCUUCUGAAGAAUUUAAACUCAAACCCUUUACUCUAAAUAUGGAAAUGGAGAAGAUCGCAAAUGGGAUUAACCACGAUGGGACAAUGGAGGCAGGAAUACAACCAGAGGAAGAAAAGUUCCUGCAGCACAAAGACAAUGAUUUAAAGAGGCCACAGUUCACAGAUCAUAGAUUCGGCAAGGUUCUGGAAACAUUCCCCAGAGAAUCUGGUCCAUAUGGACAUGAUGGCAUCACGCAGGUCCUGUGAGAUGCAUCAUACUUUAGGAAAUAAUCUGCUGAAGGAUUGUGAUUUUGUUUUGUUUCUUUCGCUUUUAGUUUGAAGGGAAAACCUCCUUUGGGAUGUCUAUUUUCAACUUAAGCAAUGCCAUCAUGGGCAGUGGCAUCUUGGGGCUGGCUUAUGCAAUGUCAAACACUGGCAUUGUCCUUUUUCUGAUCCUGCUUACAUGUAUUGCCUGUUUAUCUUGUUAUUCAAUCCACCUUCUGCUUCGAAGUGCUGGAGUGGUGGGGAUCCGUGCCUAUGAGCAGCUAGGCCAGAGAGCUUUUGGACAUCCAGGAAAGAUCCUAGCGGCUGUCAUCAUAACACUCCACAACAUUGGGGCCAUGUCCAGCUACUUAUUCAUUGUAAAAUCUGAGUUACCACUGGUCAUUCAAGCCUUUCUUGGACAAACAUCUAUCACUGAGAACUGGUUUAUGAAUGGAAACUACCUGAUCAUUAUUGUCACCAUCUGCGUCAUCUUCCCACUGGCCACAAUGAAACAUUUGGGAUAUCUCGGCUAUACAAGUGGCUUCUCUCUUUCCUGCAUGGUCUUCUUCCUCUCUGCGGUCAUCUACAAGAAGUUUAACAUUCCUUGCCCGCUGGAGACAUUCGGUAACUUCUCUGCGACCGCACCCGUCUCUGACGACACCUGCGUGGCCAAAUACUUCACCGUCAACCACGAGACAGCGUAUACCAUCCCCAUCCUGGCAUUUGCGUUUGUAUGUCACCCUGAAGUGCUUCCUGUCUACACAGAGCUGAGCAAUCCAACCAAGAGAAGAAUGCAGACCAUUGGAAAUGUUUCCAUCUUCGGGAUGUUCAUCAUGUAUUUCUUCACGGCUAUAUUUGGCUACCUGACCUUCUACGGAGGCACGGAAGCUGAGCUCCUCCACACCUACAGCAUGGUGGAUCCUCUGGACACGCUGAUCCUGUGUGUGCGACUGGCCGUGCUGGUGGCCGUCACACUCACUGUACCCGUUGUCUUGUUUCCGAUUCGUCGCGCGCUCCUGCAGCUGCUGUUCCCAGAAAAACCCUUCCGCUGGUUACGUCACAUCGCCAUCGCUGUGUGCCUGCUGUUCGUCGUGAACCUGCUGGUCAUCUUUGUUCCCAACAUUCGAGACAUUUUUGGGAUUACAGGGGCGACCACUGCUCCCACCCUGAUCUUCAUCCUUCCUGGGAUCUUCUACAUUCGAAUCAUUCCCAAAAACCAGGAGCCCAUGAGAUCCAGGCCAAAGAUCCAGGCUGCUUGUUUCACCACUUUGGGUUUGAUCUUCAUGGUCAUGAGUCUGACCUUCAUCAUACUUGAUUGGAUAAGCGGAGAAAAGCGAAGUCUCGGCGGCCAUUAACACGUUCCCUCCCUGACCUUUAACUUGUUGCUGUGUCCCCCUCUUCCAGGACUCUUAAAGAAAACUAAUUUUUCAUCUAAAGAUGAAAACGUCUGUGAGACUGACAUUAUUCUGGUUAGUACUGGCUGUUCCUCCACUGUGACAAGCAGAAAAUUUCAACCCUGAUGCUGGGAUAAUGUUUGCUGCACGUGUUUAACUCGCACGAUUUCCGACAAACCCUCAACCACAGAAAGCUCAGCGCUUUUCCUGAGGCUAAACGUGGCGUUUUAUUAGCAACGGUUUUAAAAGUAAAACUCUACGACAAAAAACGGGGAGCGAUCUUCUUUUCUUUUUUUUUUCUGAUGACGUUUCAUGAUGAAAAUGAGCUUAUUUACAGAAUGAUUGUGAAAUCAAUCCAAGAUGGUGUUUAAAACUUGGCGGACCUUAAGGUAAUCUGAGAAAAGGGCGAUCUUAGGUCAAUGCAUUUGCUCUUAUCAACCUGUGAAGAACUCAAUGUUUUUGUUUUGUAAUUCUGUAGAAAAAGACAUAAAACACUACAAGAAAACUGUCUAUGAGCCAAAAAUUAAAAACCCUUAAAGAACUGUGAA